This is a messenger RNA of Grus americana (Whooping crane), 2910 nucleotides long. It is a transcript of the gene N4BP3, whose product is annotated as NEDD4 binding protein 3. The record is from RefSeq and is a predicted model, not a curated record. Gene Ontology annotation, cellular component: cytoplasmic vesicle. NCBI's taxonomy places the organism in Eukaryota, Metazoa, Chordata, Aves, Gruiformes, Gruidae. Bases 139 to 1938 code for a protein of 599 amino acids. The transcript is spliced from 5 exons.
GCCGGCUCCGCCCGCUGCCCGCGCGUCCGCGGCCGAGGGGCGCGUUCAAACGCGGCGAGGGAAGGAGCGGGGAGAGGAGCCGAGCGGGAUCGCAGCGCCGCCGGCAUGUGCUGGUACCGGGCUUUUCUCUAAUUCUCCAUGGCAGCAGCACAGGGUCCUGUGACCUGUGAGCCCGACACCCGCGUCCUUGGCACCUACCUCACCUUGGAGCCCGUUGGCGUCGUCGGCAGCAUGGGCAGUGUGGGCAGCCUGGUGGAGAAGCAGGAUCUGUCCCCCCUGGAGCUGCGGGCCCCGCUGGGGGGCUCGCGGGGGCUUCGACAGCCUGACGGCUUGCUGCGGAAGGGGCCGAGCCAGCGGGAGCUCUUUGGCUACCUGCAUGGUGCCAAGAAGGAGAUGCGGUCAGAGCGGAAGCACCAGACGUCGGGCGCCUGCUACAAGCGGGACUACGAGAGCGACCGUGAGAACCGGUCCCCUGAGCGCUGCUCCCGUGAGCAUCACCGCGGGGCUGACUUCUCCAAGAGCUCCUUGCCCGAGAGGGGCCGCUUUGACAAGUGCCGUAUCAGGCCCUCAGCCUUCAAGGCAGUGGCUGGGAAGGGGCUGGUCUCCAUGCAGGGCCUGUCCUCGUCCAAGGGGCAGAAGCUGUCCAAGAGCAACGGGAGCCUGCACACACUGCUGUCGCAAAGCAGCACGGCGGCCUCGCAGCACGGCCCACUCCGCACCCACCUGCUCCAUGCCAUCAGCCUGGAUGAGGCCUCUGACUCCAGCCACAACUCCAUCCAGAGCUUUCCCUCCUACGGCUCCCGCCUCAAGCCUGCCCAGAGCCAGUUCAGCGCCUCCAUGGGCCACAUCAACCACAUUGGGGGCUCCUUGGACAGGGUCUCCCGGAGCCCCAGGGACCCCCUGGCCCCUGAGAAAGCACCCCUGUCCUGCAAAAGCAUGGCCACGCUGAGCCGGCUGCAGAGCCCUGGGGAGCCCCCACCGCCCUAUGAGUUCACCUACUCGCUGGAGGACGCGGUGAAGCAGCUGGAGGACCGGCUGCAGGAGACAGGAGGAGAGCUGCGGCAGCUCAAGAGGAGCCUUAGUGAAACCGAAGACCCCUUCACCCAGGUGUUUGAGGACAAGCAGCGGCUGUGGCUGGAUGAGCUGGAGGAUCUGAAGCAGAUGUACAUGGCCAGGCUGCAGCAGGUGACGCAGCAGGCGCAGCGCGGGCAGCGGGCACUACAGCUGCAGCUCUACAAGGCACAGCAGGAGAAGAAGCGGCUGCAGGAGGAGCUGAGCAUGCAGCAGUGCCAGUGCGAGGAGCCUAAGCUCCGGCAGACCCAGGGUGAGCGUGUCAGCCCUAAGCUGGAGGAGACCAAGUGGGAGGUGUGCCAGAAGGCAGCAGAGAUCUCCCUGCUGAAGCAGCAGCUCCGGGACACCCAGGAGGAGAUGGCUCAGAAGCUGGGUGAGAUCUUCAGCCUGAAGACACAGCUGCGGGAGGCCAAGGCAGAGGUCCAGGCCAGGGACUCCCAGCUGGCACAACUGGCAGACUCCUUCCAGAGCCCCCCGGAGCCCGGUGCCUCGCUGCCGCUGGGUGACGACCCCAUGCCGGCAUGCCAGGACUUCCCUGGCUGCGAAACUGAUGACUCCAAGUGCCGGGGCCUUCACAGCGACACAGCAGAGCCCCUCGAGCGGCAGGUGGAGUGGCUGUGGGCAGAGCUGUUGCGGGAGCGACGCCAGGGCCAGCUGCAGGCUGUGAACUUUGAGCUGGAGAGGAAAACCUGGCAGGAGGAGAAGGAGAAGGUGCUGCGGUACCAGCGGGAGCUCCAGGCCAGUUACAUGGAGAUGUACCACCGGAGCCAGGCGCUGGAGCGGGAGCUGCGGCAGCUGCGGUCGGAACCCAGGGACGUCGGGGCCGACUCGCCGUGGAUUGAGCGGGUGGAGUCCUCAAAGAUCUGAGCGGCAGGAUGCCAGUGGGACUGUGAAGGGGGAAAGUGUCUCUUGCUGCUGCAAUGGGACGAUCUCAGGGUCUGCACAAGGACUGGCUGCUCGGCGCUGCCCUGGGGAGAAGGACUGAUUGCGACAAGGGAGCUUUUCCUUCUUGCAAUGCUUCAGACCCUUCUGGGGGGGGUGUCUCUGGAGAUGGGAGGGGGUCAUCUGUGCCAGGGUAGGGGUCUUGCAUGUGCCCCGUGCUCUGACUCCAGGAGCAUUUGCCUUGUGAUCCUUUCUGCCACGGGGGCAGAAACCAAGCGCCCUGUGAGACAUUCCUUGCCCCUCCUGCUCUGCCACCCCGUUCCCUACAACCCAGUAACUUAAGUUACAUACGUUUAUAUUAUCACUGGGAUGUGCAUCCUGUCUUGCUAAUGAGAGGCUUGAGCCCUGUCCCCAGCCCCGCUGCCUUGCUGUGGGGUUCCAGCUGCUGCUCGCAGUGGCUGCCCUGUCACCAGUGUCCUGGAGCCAGCAGUGCCCUGGGCAUGGACUGGUCCAGCUUGGUGCCACUGGGAAAGCAGAUGAGGAAAGCCUGCCAGGUGCUGGUACUGCUGGGAGGGGGGCAGCUGCCCCAGCACCUCUGUUGGGGCUUUACAUGUCACCAGUAUCGGGGAUGCUCUGCAAUGGAGGGCGGUUAAUGCAGCUUUCCAGCGCGGAGCCCUUGGGCUGAGAGGGGCCGAGUGCCUUGUGCAAGGAGGGAUGGGAGCCCGGUGCCCUGACGCACUAGGAGGCCUUUAGGGAGGCGUAGGAGGACUGGGGCAUGUGGGCAGGGGGCUGGGAUGCUCCCCAAGCUGGGGAGAAGCCUGGGCAUCCCCCCCCAUCCCCCUCCCAGGGUGAGGGGUAGCUGAGGAGCUGGGCCAGGGCUGGGGGAGCCGGGUGGAGGCGCGGAAGGAGCCCUGCUCUGUGCCUGUAACAGCGGAGCCCGGCCUUUCCUGCAAUAAA